Messenger RNA from Tarenaya hassleriana, 2303 nucleotides. Its product is annotated as calcium-dependent protein kinase 17. Gene Ontology annotation, biological process: intracellular signal transduction; protein autophosphorylation; peptidyl-serine phosphorylation. Gene Ontology annotation, molecular function: calcium ion binding; calcium/calmodulin-dependent protein kinase activity; calmodulin binding. The coding region runs from base 361 to 1977 and encodes 538 amino acids. NCBI's taxonomy places the organism in Eukaryota, Viridiplantae, Streptophyta, Magnoliopsida, Brassicales, Cleomaceae. The transcript has 8 exons. Gene Ontology annotation, cellular component: nucleus; cytoplasm. The record is from RefSeq and is a predicted model, not a curated record.
CUAACGAAAUCUUAAUUACCACAGGAAAAGAAAUCCAAAAAUAAAUCUUUUUAUUUUUACUUUAAAUAACAAAAUUACAGACAAGCUUUUUGUUGGUCCUACACUCCCUCCCCAUCAACAAACCCUAUUAUCUCCUUAAAACCAAAAGACAGGAAAAAAAAAAAUUCAUAACCCAAACUGUAAAAAUACUAUUCAUAGCCAUUCACAAACCCAUCUCCUAAAAUUUCUUGCUAAAGAAGAAACCAAGAAGAAGAAGAAAAAAAAAACAAGAGGAAGCAAAAAAAAUAAGCCUAUCUAUUUUUUCUCUUCCUCCUCAUUGAGCUUUAACCCUCCCCUUCCUCUCGCCCUUUUACUGCAACAAUGGGGAAUUGUUGCUCUCAUGGACAAGAACCAUCUGACAACACAACCGACGAACCGGCGGCUCAGAACCCGACCAACCCAGCGGAAACCUCUGCCGCCGCGUCCAAACACGCGCCCCCCUCCCCUCCUCCUGCAAUCAAACAAGGCCCUAUCGGACCUGUCCUAGGCCGACCCAUGGAAGAUAUCAAGGCCUCGUUCUCGUUGGGCAAAGAGCUUGGCCGCGGCCAAUUUGGCGUCACCCAUCUUUGCACCCACAAGGCCACGGGCCAUCAAUUCGCUUGCAAGACCAUAGCUAAGCGGAAGCUCGUGAACAAGGAGGAUAUCGAGGAUGUGAGAAGGGAGGUUCAGAUAAUGCAUCACCUGACUGGACAGCCGAACAUCGUCGAGCUUAAGGGAGCCUAUGAGGAUAAACAUUCCGUGCAUUUGGUUAUGGAGCUUUGUGCCGGGGGAGAGCUGUUCGAUAGGAUCAUCGCCAAAGGGCAUUACUCGGAGAGAGCCGCUGCUUCAUUGCUAAGGACGAUAGUUCAGAUUGUGCAUACUUGCCAUUCCAUGGGAGUUAUUCACCGGGAUUUGAAGCCCGAAAACUUUCUGUUGCUCAACAAGGAUGAGAAUUCUCCUCUCAAAGCCACCGACUUUGGGCUAUCAGUGUUCUACAAGCCAGGAGAGGUGUUCAAGGAUAUUGUGGGCAGUGCUUAUUACAUCGCACCAGAAGUCUUGAGAAGGAAGUACGGACCAGAGGCUGAUAUUUGGAGCGUCGGUGUCAUGUUGUAUAUCCUCCUAAGUGGUGUUCCACCCUUUUGGGCGGGUAAAGAUUCCGUUCCAUUUACAUUCAUGCGUUCCCGUUACCUGUUGAUAGAGUCUGAGAAUGGGAUAUUCAACGCCAUCCUACGAGGACAAAUUGAUUUUUCAAGCGAUCCUUGGCCGGUCAUCUCACCUCAGGCAAAGGACCUUGUUAGGAAGAUGCUUAACUCGGACCCCAAGCAAAGAUUGACGGCCGCACAAGUUCUCAACCACCCAUGGAUCAAGGAGGAUGGAGAGGCACCAGAUGUUCCUCUCGACAAUGCGGUGAUGUCCAGGCUCAAACAAUUCAAAGCAAUGAACAAGUUCAAGAAAGUUGCUUUACGGGUGAUAGCAGGCUGCUUAUCAGAGGAAGAAAUCAUGGGAUUGAAAGAGAUGUUCAAAGGCAUGGACACUGAUAACAGUGGAACAAUAACACUUGAGGAGCUAAGGCAGGGACUUGCUAAGCAAGGCACCAGAUUGUCAGAGUACGAAGUCCAGCAGUUAAUGGAAGCCGCCGAUGCAGAUGGUAAUGGAACAAUAGACUACGGUGAGUUUAUCGCAGCCACAAUGCACAUCAACAGACUCGACAGAGAAGAACAUCUCUACUCUGCCUUCCAACACUUUGACAAAGACAACAGUGGAUAUAUCACAAUGGAAGAGCUGGAGCAGGCCCUUCGGGAAUUUGGCAUGAAUGAUGGCAGGGAUAUUACCGAAAUAAUCUCUGAAGUCGACUCUGAUAAUGAUGGGCGGAUAAACUAUGAUGAAUUUGUGGCAAUGAUGAGAAAAGGAAACCCAGAUCCUAAUCCAAAGAAGCGGCGUGAACUGUCAUUCAAAUGACCCCAUUGUUGAGGUAGAGGAAGAGAGAAGAUAGAAACAAGAAAAGAAAAAAAAAAGAGAGCAGCACAUACAAUGAGAAACUUCAUCUUUUGAUGGCGAAAGCAAAUUUCAGAAGCACAUCUGUUCUACAUAUGCACAGAAUGCUAGUUAUUGAAUCGGAGGGGGGAACUUCAAAAGAGGUGAUGGCUCAUGAAGGGGAAAAAAUCAUUAACUGGGAUUAGGGAAUGUGAGGUGUAUUGUGUUCAUACAUAUUUUUUUCUGGUUGUUCUAUUAAUUCAUCAAAAAUGCCAGGGUUUCUCAAUGUACCUAAUUCGUUUCAACUCUAA